CGGUUGCUGCGUUACUCGAUCAGCUGUUUUGAUUAAAUUUGGAAAGAAACAGUUCCAAAGACCAGACAGAGAAUCAAGAACUGAUACACAUCUUUGGAAAAAAGAUGGUAUAAACCGAUACCUCAUCAAAUGAAAACGCAUUAAUGAAGGAAUCGGUUACAACAUCUCUUCAAAUACAAUUUUGGGGUUAACAGAAUGUCCUACUCAAACUGAGAAAUAUUCUGUGAAUAUAGGUCUUUGUGAGAAGUAUUUUGAUACCCAAAGCCUCUGCUGCGACGUCUGAGUUUCCUGCCAAAGAAAGGAGAGGAAAGAACACAGGCAAGAACAUCACAACCAAGUCUGUGACCCAGAGUCAGAGACAACACCUCCAACCGCCACACAGAACAGAACCCAGUCAUGUUCAGAAGGCUUACUAGUCUGUUUUUUGGAAGAGAUGAUGACAUCUCUACAGACCAGAGGACAUCCACCCCUACAGAAAUGCUUGAGGAAGGGUGGCUUCUGAUCAACCAUAAAGAAGUGAACCCAUUGGAGGAGCAGGUAGUGGAGUGUGCUACCACAUCUAUCUACAGAAGUCCACCUGUCACUGAGGAGACUGAACCCAUCUCAGAAACUGGCGUCAGGAUGUCAGAACCAGUGGUCCCAGUCCAAAGAAGCACCACCAGCCCCAGCCGGAUCAUUCGUGGAUCAGUGUCCAUGGCUGGACAGCUGGCUAAGGUCUCGCAGGUUGCUCGUGUCCAGAGGGCUCAGACCCGGGUGGAACGCCACCACCUCACACGGAGCUGCAUCCAGCGGCAGAACUGUGUCCGCCAGCGAGCUCAGCGCCACUCACCCCGCACACGCACAACCUACCUCCAACAGCCAGGCCACCACAACUUCAGCCACUGAACACCCAGCACCAGGGAGCGCUUUUAACACAAGAACAACAGGGACCUUUAAUCUGCUCACACCAUACACACACAAACAAACAGACAUGCUCAGACACCUUCACAAAUGCAACAUAAAUUGAUUGGCAGCAUAUUUCCGUAUAGUGAAAUAAAGUCAUAAUUCAAACACAUGUUGCAUAGUUCAAUCUUGUGUAGAUGAAGGUAUUUCCCAAAGGAAUCCUAUCUACCCCAUUUGAUUCAAAACACAAAGCUUGUUACUUGGAAUUGUCACUUGUUCACUGGCAGCUAAAAAUUAAUUUUGAACCUGUACUGUACAUGACAAGAGAAUGAAGAUGUGAAUAUAUCAAGGAAUACGUUCGCCCUAAAUAUUUCUGAGACUAAAAGCAUUGUAUUUGGAACAAAACACUCACCAAACCCUAAACCUCAACUAAAUCUUGUAAUAAAUACUGUGGAAAUUGAGCAAGUUGAGAUGACUAAAAUGUUUGGAGUAACCCUAGUUUGUAAACUGUAAUGGCCAAAACAUAUUGAUGGAGUAGUAGCUAAGAUGGGGAGAAGUCUGUCUAUAAUAAAGCAAUGCUCUGCCUUCUUAACAUCACUAUCAACAAGGCAGGUCCUACAGGCCCUAGUUUUGUCGCACCUUGACUACUGUUCAGUCGUGUGGUCAGGUGCCACAAAAAAGGACUCAGGAAAAUUGUAAUUGUCUCAGAACACGGCAGCACGGCUGGCCCUUGGAUGCACACAAAGAUAGUGGAGGAGAAAUUGACUUCAUCACUACUUUUAUUUAUGAGAGGUAUUGACAUGUUCAAUGCACCAAGCUGUCUGUUUGAACUACUGGCACACAGCUCGGACAUCAAUGCAUACCCCACAAGACAUGCCACAAGAGGUCUCUUCACAGUCCCCAAGUCCAGAACAGACUAUGGGAGGCACACAGUACUACAUAGAGCCUUGACAACACAAAUUCUAUUCCACAUCAAGUAACUGACGCAAGCAGUAAAAUUAGAUUUUAAAAAACAGAUUAAAAAACACCUUAUGGGACUGUGAAGCAACACAAACAUAGGCACAGACACAUGCAUACACACACAUACGAUAACAUACGCACUAUACAUACACAUGGAUUUAGUACUGUAAAUAUGUGGUAGUGGUGGAGUAGGGGCCUGAGGGCACACAGUGUGUUGUGAAUGUAUUGUAAUGUUUUAAAAUUGUAUAAACUGCCUUAAUUUUGCUGGACCCCAGGAAAAGUAGCUGCUGCUUUGGCAGCAACUAGUGGGGAUCCAUAAUGAAUACAAAUAUCAAAUGAGAUAUGUUUGUAGGCUUGAUAGUUUGUGGCUAUGGCAAAACUGUCAGUGGCAUGCAUAUUUCUGUGCAAAGCUUUUGCUAAAAAAUUGCUAAAACAUAUGUUGAGGGAAAUUAAAAGGUAUUUGUAUCAUUACACAUAUGUAUUUUGUCAGAUUGUUGUGUGUGAGUUAAAAACAUUUCAUAUAGCAAUAAAAAGGAUGACCCACG
Messenger RNA from Oncorhynchus masou masou (cherry salmon), 2387 nucleotides. RefSeq names its product tumor protein p53-inducible nuclear protein 2-like. The transcript is spliced from 4 exons. Lineage: Eukaryota; Metazoa; Chordata; Actinopteri; Salmoniformes; Salmonidae. Gene Ontology annotation, biological process: autophagosome assembly; positive regulation of DNA-templated transcription. Gene Ontology annotation, cellular component: autophagosome; nucleus. Bases 397 to 885 code for a protein of 162 amino acids. The record is from RefSeq and is a predicted model, not a curated record.